Scedosporium apiospermum is the source of this 1200-nucleotide messenger RNA. Its product is annotated as 50s ribosomal protein l2. The record is from RefSeq and is a predicted model, not a curated record. Gene Ontology annotation, biological process: cytoplasmic translation. The transcript has 3 exons. NCBI's taxonomy places the organism in Eukaryota, Fungi, Ascomycota, Sordariomycetes, Microascales, Microascaceae. Gene Ontology annotation, molecular function: transferase activity; structural constituent of ribosome; RNA binding. Bases 1 to 1200 code for a protein of 399 amino acids. Gene Ontology annotation, cellular component: ribosome; large ribosomal subunit.
AUGCUAGGCCCACGAUUGGCCACGCGCCUCUAUGGCCGCGGCAUCACCACCAUCCGACUCUCUCCGCGCCAUUUCUCCCUGAGCAAUGCUCAUCAGUAUUCCACCGGAACAGAUGCAACUAGCUCACCUGCGACCACCACCGGCGCUGCGACCCCAUCCCCAAAAGAGAGUGUCGUCCUGAGCAAAUUCAUGCCCGCCGUGAACACGGAGAGAAACGCCAAGGAUACCGUCAUCCUGCGCACAUAUAAGCCUCGAACCCCUGGUCUCCGACAUCUCAAACGUCCCAUCAACGACCACCUCUGGAAGGGUCGACCCUUCCUACCCCUGACGAUUCCCAAGAAGGGUCACGGAAAGGGAGGAAGAAACUCGAGCGGCAAGAUUACCGUAAGGCACAGGGGAGGUGGUGCCAAGCGGAGGAUUCGUACCGUCGAUUUCGAUAGAUUUCGCCCCGGUCCGCACAUUGUCGACCGUAUCGAGUACGACCCGGGCCGAAGCGCCCAUAUCGCCCUUAUUACCGAGCAGGCUACGGGGAGGAAGACGUAUAUUGUUGCUGCCGACGGCAUGCGCGCGGGAGAUGUCGUCCAGAGUUACCGCUCGGGCAUUCCCCAGGACCUUCUCGACAGCAUGGGUGGCAUCAUUGAUCCUGGUAUCUUGGCGGCGAAAACUGCUUUCCGCGGAAACUGCCUUCCCGUCCAUCUCAUUCCCGUGGGAACCGUGGUAUACAAUCUCGGAUCUAGGUCCAAGGGCCCCGCUGUCUUCUGCCGAAGCGCCGGAACCCACGCCACUAUAAUAUCCAAGGAGGAAGAGACGAGGGAGGAUGGUACCAAAGUCAUGACGGGCCAGUACGUCAAUGUGCAGCUCCAGAGCGGCGAGAUCAGGAGGGUGCAUAAAGAUGCCUGCGCCACGAUUGGCGUGGCCAGCAACCCCCACCACCAAUACCGGCAGCUCGGCAAGGCUGGGAGGAGCCGCUGGCUUAACAUUCGACCAACCGUCCGUGGUGUUGCCAUGAACAGAGUUGAUCAUCCCCACGGUGGUGGCCGUGGUAAAUCGAAGAGUAACCGUCACCCUACAAGUCCCUGGGGUACUCCGGCCAAGGGAGGUUACAAGACCCGUCGCAAGCACAAUCACAACAAGUGGGUUGUCGUUCCUCGCGUCCGCAACGUCGAGAAGAGGCAGGAGAAGAAUGCCAAGAAGUCGUAG